Molecule: messenger RNA, 1418 nt
Organism: Physcomitrium patens
Lineage: Eukaryota; Viridiplantae; Streptophyta; Bryopsida; Funariales; Funariaceae
Source: RefSeq, a predicted model, not a curated record
GCGCUCUCUCUCGUCUUCCCUCUUGUGUGCUGCUCCGGGAACUAAUUGAGUGUGUGGGGAGCGCUAGGGCUUGCGAAGCAGGGGACAUCAUCAUCGCAGCCAAUUGUGUGUUCUGUUGUGGUUCUAGAGGUGGGGAUCCAUCAUCGGCGGUCGCAGAUUGUUGCGUGCGUCCGCGUCCGAGCUCGGGGGUUUUGGAUCGGCACACCAUGAAGAUCUCCGUGAAGACUCUGAAGGGGAACCACUUUGAUCUGCACGUCGCGGAAGACGAGCUGGUCAGCUCCGUGAAGAGGAAGAUAGAAGAGUUGCAAGGAAAGGAUGCCUUCCCUUGCGCGCAGCAACUUCUCAUUCAUCAAGGGAAAGUUCUGAAAGACGAGACAACCAUGGCUGAUAACAAGGUGGCAGAGAAUGGCUUCCUCGUUGUGAUGUUGACAAAGGUAAGGCUUCGUUGCUGGCGUGGGGAGCCAGGGGCAGAAGGAAUUGUGAUGCGCAAGCGGAUUGCACGAUGUCGGAAUUGUGAAUCAGCGCGGUAUUGUGUAGUUGAGGCGCGGCUGAAUUGGGUCCAUAUUUGGAAGCGAUUUGCAGGGAGUAGUGGCGCGUGGAGGUUUUCCGGUGACCAGGCUCCUGCAGCACCCGCUCCAGCUCCAGCUCCAGCUCCUGCAUCAACGUCCACGCCAGCGCCAGCGGCACCUGCUCCGGCUCCGGCUGCGGUGGCAGCAACCCCGGGUGCAGGAGCUCCAGCAGGCACGGGAGAUGGAUAUGGUCAGGCUGCAUCAAACCUUGUCGCAGGGUCUGCUCUUGAGUCAACAGUGCAGCAAAUUAUGGACAUGGGGGGAGGAACGUGGGAUCGCGACACUGUUCUACGCGCAUUGCGAGCUGCUUUCAACAACCCCGAGAGAGCCGUGGAGUAUCUUUACUCUGGGAUACCUGAAGCUGCGGAAGUUCCAGCUCCUGUAGCGCGCGGUCCUCCUGCGGGCGGAGCACCUGUCGCGGCGGCGCCAGCAGGCCCUGGUGCCGCAGGCGCAGCGGCAGUAGCAGCGAAUCCUCAAGGACCAAAUGCCGCCCCUCUGGAUCUGUUUCCUCAGGGCAUGCCGGGCGCAGGCGGAGGAGGUGCUGGGUUAGGAGCAUUGGAUUUUCUGCGGAACAACCCACAGGUUCUUUCUCUCGAGACCUAUGAACUUGGAUGUGUAUGGUGGGGGUUUUGUAACGCGCUCGUUCCUCUUCUCAAUGCCUGUUCUAGAGAGAGGUAUAGCAGAGGAAGAGAGCAAUCAGGGUGUGCCAGGUGGAGGAGGGCAUCACCAACUCCCCUCACAAGGGAAGGGAAGGGAGAGAAAGGGAGAAAGGAGGGCACUCAGCCAGCCAGCCAGCCACACCAGGGCCAGGAGCAGGCUGGGGCCGGGACUGGGACUGGCAAAAAGUAA